Molecule: messenger RNA, 2436 nt
Organism: Ostrinia furnacalis (Asian corn borer)
Lineage: Eukaryota; Metazoa; Arthropoda; Insecta; Lepidoptera; Crambidae
Exons: 8
Coding region: 202-1107 (301 amino acids)
Source: RefSeq, a predicted model, not a curated record
CGGACGCCUCUUGCGGUACCUAAAACGCGACAAAACGAGACGCACAUACGCGCAGGCUUACGGCAGAGCGAGACGCAACAACGCCGAGUCCGUUUUCAACAGGUCGUUACUCUAACUUCAACUAAAUGUGAAUCGUCAAAGAUGUGCUGGCUCAGCAUCAUCGUGGUGAUAUUCGACUGCCAGUGAGCUGCGAUCACCGAGAUGCUAAGCUGCAUGACGCAGUUCCAACUUCUACUGCUGGCCCUGACGGGGAUAGUGUUUGUGGCGGGUAUGAACGAUGUAUGGGUGGAGCUGCGUGCGCCGAGGUUCGUUGUGCAUCGGAACAACGUGGUGCUGCGCUGCGAUCACAAUGUCGAUCCGGCUUCGAUUUAUAAGGUGGUUUUCUACAAGAAUGGACAAAGACUCAUGAAGUACGUCCGAGAAAGAGACCCGCCUUACGAGCUUUACAACGUGACAGGUGCUGAUAUAAAUUUAAUCCAGCUAUACCCGACGUCGAUAACGUUGGAGAGGCUGGACUUCUCGGCGUCUGGGCCGUACGCCUGCGAGAUAGCGCUCGAUACGCCGCUCUACUCCAAAGUGUCUAAGAUUCACGAGCUUACUGUAAUCGUCCGUCAAAAACACCGUCCGAAGAUAAAAAUUAAACACAAAAAGCUGCUGUCCAGUGACCACCUCGAAGCGACGUGCCACAGCGCGCCCGCGCACCCCGCGCCGCACCUCACCUGGUUCAUAAAUAAUGUGAAGGUAGACGAGCGUCUAACCGUGCCGCACGGAACGGUCAACAUCCACCGGCACCACCACGGCAUGCCUCUCUCCAUCACCAACUCCUCGCUCCACUUCCCGCUGGUCACCCUGCAGUUGUACCCCAACCAGACCGUCGACAUCACCUGCCUCAGCACCAUACCCAGCUACGCCAGUAAAGAUGAAGGUUUCGCUGACGUACAGAACCAGACCGUUACAGUAAACGUGGUACGGAUCGAGCCGCCGCCCACACAACUGCCGGUGAAAAUCGUUAGCCCAGAAAUGAAUUCGUCGUAUCGAUUUAAAUGUCCCUAUUCUAAACAUAUACUCGCGCUAGUUGUACUGUUUGUGUGCCAUUUUAGCUUCUAAAUGAAUGUUAUUUAUAAAACGGGAGCCGAUGCGAUUUUGCAUACGAUUUUACGAAACGUCUACGUUUCUAAAAGUAUACUUACGCCGGAGUGAAAGCGUAAAAUUGUCUUUGUCAAAAUGUAUAUACAGUGUCACAUGUUACUUGUCACAUCCAAUCUUAAGUUGAGCGUUUCUUAAUCGAAUGCUAUUUACAUAAAUGGUAUUAUUCAUAGUGUUUCAAAGGGUAUUGAACUAUAGCGCGAAUGGGAAACGCUUAUUUGUGAUUUCCUUACUGAACUAACGUUAUUUAAACAAUAUACUAUAUUGCUUAGUUUAGGACUAGAUGCGCAGUGUAAAAUGUCUAAGGAUAUUUAUUUAUUGUUAUUAUUAUUUUAUACUAUUUAUUUGCUAUUUUAAGUACAGUUGUGCAUUUCCAAAAUCCAAACCAGUUUGCAUUAUCAUGAAAGUCCACUUUAUAAAAGUAGCAUUGUAUAUCCGUAGCUUAUAAUUACGACGUCAUUUCACUGAAAUGACGCCUGGAAUUGAAUCGCGUCGGCGACUGUCACCAAUCAUAGUGGAGUUGAACGAGCCAAAUUGAAUUUAAAAUUCAUUUGUGACGGUUCGGUUGCGGUGCUUAUAGCAGUGAUUAUUGGUACCAUUUUAUAACGUGUCCAUCGUACAUUAUCAGUACUAAAAGUGACAUGUUUUAAUUAAUGACGAGAUGUGCUCCCCAAUUUGACUUUAUUUGCAGUCAAAAUUCUAUCACCCAUACAAGCAUAGGUUGUGCUAUUCUCUAGUACUAAAUUAGUACUAAACACUGAUACAUUUCGUAUGCGUUUUAAAUUUAGUUGCGGCUGAAAUUAUUGAUGCAAAAUCUUCCGAUCCUAUAAUAGGCUUAUUAUUAGAUCUAAUGAUAGAAAAUUAUUUAUCAAAUAGUAAAUCCAUAAAAUAUUAACACAAAUGCAAGUCAAUAACAAAUAUGAUUUCAAUAAACCUUCGCCAAAUAACAAGUGUUUCUAGCGCUGUUCAUAUUAUUAUCAUGACUGGUAUGUAUAGCGCGAUUUUGUGAUGACAAGCGUCAGAGCGCGAGUGCGAAUCAGUGACCGAAUGUCAUGUAUAGGCUAGCGCUCUCACACUAAAGUACCGAACCCUACAUACUAGAAGAGUGUUCUGAAUGAAAAAAGAUAAGUUUUAGUAUCAAACAACCAUUAGACUACUCAACACUAUGUCUCAAAAAGAAAAAUAAGAGUGUUCUGAAUGAAAAAAGAUAAGUUUUAGUAUCAAAAACCAUUAGACUACUCAACACUAAGUCUCAAGAAGAAAAACUUUUUUCUUUCAACGUCUAUUUUG